AUGGUGGACUGCGAAGCGGGGACCGGUGCGGACCCGACGUCGCUUCGGCCACGCAGCCUUUGGUCCGAUUUCUUCAAGCAGCUAAAGGAGACGGCCGACCUCGACCUGCGCGCCGUUCGGUUCGAGUCGCUGAAGCAAGGCUCCGCGCCGCCGCUGGCCGAGUAUCGGGUCGUCUUUGACAACCGUGUCGAGGCGCGGUAUGAGGGGCCCGAUUGGAAGGUCUUUCUCGACGAGUUGCUGCCUGCAGCGGCCGUGCAGAAGCCGCAGUCGAUACAGGCAGAGUCCGACGACGCCACCAUCGCCGCCGAAGAAUACAUGGCGGCAUGUACCGCACGCGCAUGA
Molecule: messenger RNA, 342 nt
Organism: Drechmeria coniospora
Lineage: Eukaryota; Fungi; Ascomycota; Sordariomycetes; Hypocreales; Ophiocordycipitaceae
Exons: 1
Coding region: 1-342 (113 amino acids)
Source: RefSeq, a predicted model, not a curated record